AUGGGUUACAGCAUCCGGCCGAUAAAGGAGUCAUCUUCGACUGCUGUCCCGGGGGCGUUCCCCGUGCGGGUCAUUGGGAGCACGUUGCUCUACCCGGCUAUUGCAACUAUCCCGCCUCCAGCAUGUCGGACUCAUGAGAUCGGUGGACCACAUGCGUUUGGAAUUGAACAGUCGCACAGUGUUUCGGCCAGUCCCGCGACUGUACCUCUACUCUGCUGCGGACAAGCCGGGCAGGAGGUCCUGGCGCAUAUGGAAGCAGCGAGGAAAGAGGGAUAUCAGGUGGAAGGGACGAUGUUUCAGCGCAGUCCACAUUGUGCGCUGAUUCAAGAGGAUGUCGAACGAUACAGUGGAUCAGUUCAUGUCUUCUGGAGAGAGAGUUGUGUUUUGGGACGUAAUCCCGAGGGGAUAUCCGCUGUGAGCAGGAAGAGUAAAUUGUGA
Aspergillus tanneri is the source of this 438-nucleotide messenger RNA. RefSeq lists its product as uncharacterized. Bases 1 to 438 code for a protein of 145 amino acids. Lineage: Eukaryota; Fungi; Ascomycota; Eurotiomycetes; Eurotiales; Aspergillaceae. The record is from RefSeq and is a predicted model, not a curated record. The transcript has 2 exons.